Molecule: messenger RNA, 5158 nt
Organism: Caenorhabditis sp. 36 PRJEB53466
Lineage: Eukaryota; Metazoa; Nematoda; Chromadorea; Rhabditida; Rhabditidae
Source: the annotation of a GenBank genome assembly
AUGAGGUCGAGUCGGCGGUCCGUCGUCCUGCUCCUCCUCUAUUCGCUUUUUUACGAUAAUCGUGCGGUGAAUGCGCUGAACAAUUUCAUCGACAACUUUGAGACGCUCAACUAUCGCGCCACGCACGUCGCCAAUCAGGUAACAUUUUUUUUUUCAAAUAAAAUAUUGCUUUUUCAAAAUUAUCGCAUGAAAAAAUACUGCGUACCAAUUUUCAGUUUCAUUGGAUUAAAAAAGAUUCUUUGCAGGUCUCGCGACGAAAACGAUCGAUCGAGUCGCUGGCGGCCCACUAUCAAGAGCCCAUCGGAUUCCGAUUCAACGCCUACAAUCGGUAAGUUUCUAUAAAUAUACUAUUUUUCUAAUUGUGAGAUAAAGCCAGGCAAUAGACAAAACAAUAUUUUUAUUAUUAUGAUAAAAGUUUUAAACGGAACAUUUUUCCAUAGAAAAUGCAUCAUUUAGCUCGCAAACAUUCUAAAUUUUGCAGAACAUUUCACGUGCAACUGCACCCAAUCGACGAUUCGCUCUUCCACGAGGACCACGUUUCGGAUGUGGACGGCGGAUUUGCGGACAUUAAGCCGAGUCAUUUUCUGUACGAGGGAUACCUAAAAGGUUCCUAUCCUUAAACCAUUUUUCUACACAAAUUUAGAUGAAAGUUGAAGACUUUUGCACAAAAACUGAAUUUCAGACGACCCCAGCUCUCACGUGCACGGAAGUGUGUUCGAUGGAGUGUUCGAGGGACAUAUUCAGGUAACUUGCACUUGUUUUGGACUUGGUCUAUUAAAACCGCAUUUUUUCCCGUCAAACACAAUUUUUUACGGCUAUUUUUAUCGAUUUCUACCUUGAAAAUGUUGUGUUUACAUAAUUUGAAUUCUACCGUUUCAAUACUUUUUAUUAAAAAUGUUCGAUUGAAAAAGAUUAGUGCCUUGAUAUCGCGUAUCCACACACCUUUUUCAAAAACUUUUUUAAAAACGCAUUUUUAGACCGGCGAUGGACGACGUUUUUCGAUUGACAAGGCGGCGAAAUAUUUCGAACGUGAAGAACGACCGUCCCAGUAUCACUCGAUCAUCUACAGAGACGACGAGAUUAAUCACCGAAAGUGGAGAGUCAAAAGGUAUCCUUUUUUUGAAUGAAUGCAAAAUUUGAGUAGUUUUCCGCUUUCCGCCUUCCGCCUCCCGCUUUCUCGAAAAUCUUCCUAAAGCUCCACAAUGUCGAGAAUCGGUCUAGAUUCGGUGUUUUUGCAGAGACGCCGAGCAAAUGGCCGAGCAGACGCAAGGAUGCGGACUAUCGGCGCGCGUGCGCCGAGAAAUGUCUGAAAUUCAAGACGCGGGCGAGAAGACGGACUUUUUCACGAACUACAUGACGAUGGCGGGCAGAUCGAAGCGGGCGAGUUCGAUUCGAGACGAAGACGGCAUCUACUCGGUGCGCACGUGCUCACUUUACAUGCAGGCCGACCACAAACUGUACGAGCACAUCCGCACCAAAGAGGGCAACAACGAUCCGAUCCGGACGAGAGAGGAGAUUGUCAGUCUGUUCUACAACCACAUCAAGGCGGUCAACGAGAUUUACGAGGGCACCAACUUCAACGGCAUCAAGGGACUGCACUUUGUCAUUCAGAGAACCUCCGUAAGAGCUUAUUUCCAGGCUUGAAAACCAUAAGGACCGCAGAGUGGGUCAAAAAAACUCAGUCUUCCCAAAAACAAUAUGUCUGUUUCAAAACUAACCAAAAAAAUUACUUGUUUUUUUUUGCUUAUAAAUAAAUGGGCGACCAUCUUCUUUUUUUUGCAGAUUUACACGCCGGACAGUUGUGAUCGUGGCCGUGCGAAAGCGGAUUCGGACAAUCCGUUCUGCGAAGAGGUACACAUUGUUUUUUUGGCGAUUUUAAAAAUGGUAUUUCAGAACGUGGACGUCUCGAACUUUCUGAAUCUGAACUCGCAACGGAAUCACUCGGCGUUCUGCCUCGCCUACGCACUCACUUUCCGCGAUUUCGUCGGCGGAACGCUCGGAUUGGCCUGGGUUGCCAGUCCUCAAUUUAGUACGUUUUUUUUGUUUCUCGGUUUCACCGAAACUUCAAUAUUCGUUCGCAUUUCGAGACUGCAAUACCUAAUAUGUAUGUCUUUAAAACGUCUUUGCAAUGUUAAUCAUUUCAUUCAUUCACAACGAGCACCUCGAAAAAUUACAAACAAGAUGAGGAGAGGAACAUGAAAAGAAUGACGGGCGGGAGAAUGAAUAAUGAGCAAAAUUCGAGAAAAACGGUCAAAUUUAAUCGAUUUCCAGACACGGCCGGAGGCAUCUGCCAAGUGCACCAACGGUACAACGAGGGCUCGCGCGGAUGGGUGUUCCGGUCGCUGAACACGGGAAUAGUGACGCUCGUGAACUACGGGAACCGAGUGCCCGCCCGAGUUUCUCAACUGACACUCGCACACGAGAUUGGACACAACUUUGGCUCUCCGCACGAUUUUCCCGCUGGUUUGUUGGUUGAAAUUGGGGGGAAAUUGAUGGAAAGAAAAUUGAGUGUAGUUUGAAAAUGUUUACCGUUUCCUAAAGUUUUAUCAAUUUUUUCUUCAUUUUGAUUCUAUUUUUAUUGACGCUCACUAUCAGAAUACGAACAAUAUUUAAUGGAGCAAAGUUUCCAGAACUUUUUUUUUACAGUUUUUAAAAGCGUCCAAUAGUAACAUGCAAAUUAUUUACGGAAUUGACUUAACAUAUUAAACGGGUAAAUGGUUUUUCCGAAACGUCAUUGUUCUUGAGUAAAACAGCGCUUCCCCAGUGAAUAUGAUCAUUUGCAGAGUGUCAACCGGGACUGCCCGACGGAAACUUCAUAAUGUUCGCGUCGGCGACGUCGGGCGACAAGCCGAACAACGGAAAGUUCUCGCCGUGCUCGAUCAAGAACAUCUCGGCCGUGCUCGCCGUCGUCCUCAAAUCGAUGCCGGUGGAUCCGACGCGAAACGCGUCUCCGGUGGGCAUCGGAAAACGCAACUGCUUCCAAGAGAGGACGUCCGCGUUCUGCGGCAACCAGAUCUUCGAGCCGGGCGAGGAGUGCGACUGCGGCUUCUCGCAGGCCGACUGCGAUCAGAUGGGCGACAAGUGCUGUGUUCCGCACGAGGCUCGCAGCACCGGCGGUCCCGGACCGUGCAAGAGAAAGCCGGGCGCACAGUGCUCGCCGUCGCAGGGAUACUGCUGCAAUCCCGACAAUUGCUCGUUGCACGCAGCCAGCGAGGACAAGAUUUGUCGGCAGGUACGGUUUUUCGGACAAGAACGACAUUGAGCAUAUUUUCUGAAAACGCGUCUCUGUCAGCUCGCAGAUAAAAAUGAUACGUUUUGUUGUCUUUUACAAUGGUGUAUUGCAGGAAUCCGAGUGCUCGCAUCAUCAAACGUGCGACGGCCGCAGCGCGCAAUGUCCGAUUUCGCCGCCGAAACACGACGGAAUUCCGUGCCAGGACAGCACGAAAGUGUGCUCGAACGGCAACUGCAACGGAUCCGUGUGCGGAAUGUUCGGCCUCGAGGACUGCUUCCUCACCGAGGGGAAACCCGAUGAGCUCUGCUUUUUGGCAUGUAUCAAGGACGGAAGUGAGGCUCUUUUCUGUGAACAUUUUUGGGAAAAAUAUUUGCCAUUUCUCUGGUAAUGUUUGAUUUUUCAAGCAACCGGAAUAACGUUUUUUAACACAAAACAUUUAGCAGUAAUAAUAGAGACAAUGUUAAUAAUAAUAAUUUUUUAUUUGCGCGACUGAGAAGUGCAAAGUAGUGAGAGCGAUAAGAUUUCAAAAAAACAGGCAAAACAACAAUAAAAUAAUCGAUUGGACCGGCAAUAGUUCGGUUACUCAUUUUACACAGAAUUGGUGGUUUUUCAAAAAUUGAAUUGUCUUCUGCAGAGUGCACAUCAUCGGUGAAUUUGCCCGAAUUCGCGUCGAACCGCACGAAUUUCUUGCAAAUGAUGCGAAAAGGAAAGCCGGGACUCAUUCUGCAUCCGGGAUCGCCGUGCAACAACUACAAAGGUACCCCCCGUUUUUUUGUGAACAAACAUGUUCUUCAGGCUACUGUGACAUUUUCCGUAAAUGUCGUAGUGUGGACGCGAACGGACCACUCGCCCGACUCAAAAACUUGCUCUUCGACAAACGGACCAUCGAAACGUUGACGCAGUGGGCGCAGGUGAGUCGAGAAUCCGAACAUUUUCCAAAAAAAUUAGACAAUCACUUUCAAGGGGGACAUUUAUUUAAAAGUAACCCGACAAACGUUAAGACAAAACAAUAUACCAACGUACAAAUUAGAACAGAAUUUGAGUGAGAAAAGUUUGAAACACCCUUCUUUUUGCUUCUGAAAAUGCGGUUUUUGCAGGACAACUGGUGGGCGGUCGGCGUCGGCGGCCUCGUCUUCCUCGUCAUGAUGGCGCUUUUCGUGAAGUGUUGCGCGGUGCACACGCCGAGCACGAAUCCGAACAAACCGCCGGCGCUCAACAUUUAUCAGACAUUGACACGUCCCGGAACUCUUAUUGUGAGUCGUUUUGUUCAAUGUUUCAAAAAAUUGUAUGAUAUAAUAGAGUUCAAAAAAGCCCAAUCUCACUAACUUGUUUCUAAAAAAUUCAGGCAAUUUUAUCGGGCUGUUCGGGACGGACGAGUUGAACCCACCUGAUACGAGCCCGAGAAUCAGAAAUGUCCAGAUUGCCUGGAGUGCCUUUAUGGCGCCGCAAUCUAGACAUUUCCGACUUUACCCGGACUGUACAUAACCGGUUGUCAAGUUGCUUCAACAGUCUAAAAUAAUUCCAUGGGCCCGAAAAAUGUGCCUAUUUUUGCAGCGCCAACACCGUCAACGACACCGCGCGGCCGCCGGACGCGACGCUUCCUCGUCUCGACCGCCGGGACCGCCCGGAAUCGCGGCGCCCACUCCGUCCCGCACGACGCCGUCUGCCCGCCCGUCGGCGCCGCCGCUCGUGGCCCCGCAAGUGCCGAUCCAGGCGCCGCCGGUCCUUCCGCUCGCCCCGCCGCCGCCACCUUCGGGAUCGUCGCCGCAAGUGAUUGUGCUCGAACCGCCGCCGCCGUACACGGCCGCCGAUCCGGGAAAUGCGAUGGGCGGCCCAAGGAGGGGACAUCGCAAGAACAAGAGACAGACGGCGGCGGAUGCGGCUGUUCCGAACUCAUCGGGAGCCAAUAAGAAGAAGGGGAAAUAG